Messenger RNA from Tripterygium wilfordii, 1002 nucleotides. RefSeq lists its product as uncharacterized. NCBI's taxonomy places the organism in Eukaryota, Viridiplantae, Streptophyta, Magnoliopsida, Celastrales, Celastraceae. The transcript is spliced from 5 exons. The coding region runs from base 221 to 724 and encodes 167 amino acids. Gene Ontology annotation, cellular component: chloroplast thylakoid membrane; chloroplast inner membrane. The record is from RefSeq and is a predicted model, not a curated record.
CGGGGUAACUAACUGGCCCAUUCUCGAUCCAUUAUUCAUUUGGGCCUCAGAUCCAAUUUCUCUCUGUAUCGAUGUUAUCGAGCAAGAAGAAAGAAGAAAGGGAGGCAACAAACCAUCUUCAAUUCUUCAUCACUCGGUCUUGUCUUUGUAUGAGUGCUCGCCUUCGGGAUUCUCGCUUUUUCCUCUCGAAAUUCGGAUUACAGGAUUUCCAGAGCCAACCAUGACUGCUCUUGCAACUUCUUCCUCCUUACUAGCAAUAACAAAUCCAUCCGCCCACUUUUUAUCCUCUGGUUCCCCUUUGAAGUCGAAGAAGCAGUUCCUUGUGAGCAUUAGCCCCUCUACUCUGUCUGGUGAAGCAACACGAGCUACGUGUAGAAGGCCACUCAGAGUUCGAGCCAGUGGGGAUGGUGGAAGGACAAGUAGUGCUGGUAUAUUUGUCGGAGGCUUCGUUUUGGGAGGAAUAGUUGUUGGAACAUUGGGUUGUGUCUAUGCUCCCCAGAUAAGCAAAGCCCUAGCUGGAACUGACAGAAAAGAUUUGAUGAGGAAGCUUCCAAAAUUCAUAUACGAUGAAGAGAAAGCUCUAGAGAAAACUCGCAAGAUACUGACAGACAAGAUUGCACAGUUGAAUUCUGCUAUAGAUGAGGUUUCUGCUCAGCUGCAUGCAGAUGAUGCCCCGAAUACAGCUUCUGUGAAUCCAGAUGUGAUUGAAGAUUCUUCUAUAUGAGAUGAGACAGUGUUUGUGGAAUUGUAAUGCACCCGUGAUGAAUGGGAUAGAUGGGAUCAAAACCGAAGAUUUGGAAAGUUUCAUAGUUUCAUUAAUGAAUACAGGUUAUGUUUAGCUUUGAGUAACCGUAUGAUUUCAUUACUGUAGUCAUACACUUGUACGUAAAACCUCUACAAUUUGACAUUGUAAUAUGACUGAAUCAUCUCUGUUUUGGCGACUAUGGGCUUGCAAAAUUUGGGCAGUAAACCCAAAUAAUGGUUAUGUUGGGCUUGCGUGCA